Molecule: messenger RNA, 1177 nt
Organism: Drosophila simulans
Lineage: Eukaryota; Metazoa; Arthropoda; Insecta; Diptera; Drosophilidae
Product: glycoprotein-N-acetylgalactosamine 3-beta-galactosyltransferase 1
Exons: 3
Coding region: 2-1021 (339 amino acids)
Cellular component (GO): membrane
Molecular function (GO): N-acetylgalactosaminide beta-1,3-galactosyltransferase activity
Source: RefSeq, a predicted model, not a curated record
AAUGAUCCUGGUAAUGGUUCGGAACAUCAUCUUCCUCGUCUUAGGCAUUAUGUUGGGCAUUCGACUGACCGAUUUUAUAGGCUACCUGAAGCUGUGGAGGAAUAACGACUUGCGGGCGAGUGAGAAGGCUGCUCUACUUAAGUAUCCAGUGGCCUCGGAGGAGCACCUGGCUACCUGGUUGAGAAGGGAGGUGCGCAUACUCUGCCUAGUGCUCACGAUGCCAUCUUCACAUGCCACAAAGGCGGCGCUGGUGAAUCGGACAUGGGGAGCCCGGUGCAACAAGCUGAUCUUCAUGAGCAGCCAAACAGAUCCCAACCUGAACAUACUUCAGAUAAACAAAUCCGAAUCCCGGAAGAAUCUAUAUGCCAAAGUGCGGACAGGAAUGGCCUACGUACACGAGCAUUACCUCAACGAGUACGACUGGUUUCUGAAGGCCGAUGAUGACACUUACAUUGUAAUGGAGAAUCUGCGCCUGUUCCUUUACCCUUACGAUCCGGAAUCGUCUGUGUACUUUGGCUGUCGCUUCAAAGCGUAUUUUUCCCAGGGCUACAUGUCCGGUGGCGGAGGCUACGUGCUCAGCAGGGACGCCUUGCGCCGUCUGAAUCUGUUCGCGCUGAACAGCACCACCAUCUGCAAGCUGAACGGGGAGCCCGAGGACGUACAGAUCGGUCACUGCCUGCAGGAUGUGGGUGUUGUAGCGGGAGACACCCGGGACUUCCAGGGACACCACCGCUUCCUGCCCGUCAAUCCCUUCACGGUAUUCCCCACCAUACUAACUAACUCCUGGCUGGAGGGCUACUUCUUCCACAAGCCAAAUAGAAGUGACUGCUGUGCUGCUUCGGCUAUAUCCUUUCAUUAUGUCAAAGACUUUGAGUUCGAGCUUUUCGAGUUCUUCCUGUAUUACCUGAGAGUCUUUGGAUUGCACAGGACGCCGAGGGCUCUUCCGUCGCGCUUGGGAUUCCGUCAGAUGAACGAGCGGCUGCAGCAUUGGUCCCAACAAGUCACCGACAACAAGAACUAACCAAGGAUAUCCAAGGAUACAUCUAGUCCUGCCUUUGAACCCAUUAUCAACAAGCAUUACAUACUUAAUCUACGAUAUGGAACAUAGGAAAAUAUAUUGUUAUCAUUUUACCGCUGGAAAAUGCGAGUUAUAGAAAGAACUCACAUGCUAAGAGUA